ACAUGGCGAAAGCCUACGAUCAUCUCUUCAAGCUGCUGCUGAUCGGGGACAGCGGGGUGGGCAAGACGUGCCUCAUUGUGCGCUUCUCGGAGGACAGCUUCAACAGCACGUACAUCUCUACUAUAGGUAUUGACUUUAAAAUCAGAACCACAGAGAUCGAGGGGAAGAAAAUAAAACUCCAGGUCUGGGACACAGCAGGGCAGGAGAGGUUUAAAACAAUCACAACGGCCUAUUACCGGGGGGCCAUGGGGAUUAUUCUGGUCUAUGAUAUCACAGACGAGCGAUCCUAUGAGAAUAUCCAGAACUGGAUGAAGAGUAUUAAAGAGAACGCGGCGGCCGGGGUGGAGCGGAUGCUGCUGGGUAAUAAGUGCGACAUGGAGAACAAGCGGAAAGUCCCGAAGGAGCGAGGAGAGAAGCUCGCCAAGGAACAUGGCAUCCGAUUCUUUGAGACAAGUGCCAAGUCCAGUCAGAAUGUAGAUGAGGCAUUUAAUACACUGGCCAGAGAUAUUCUAAUGAAGAUCUCCAAGAGAUCAGCGCCGGGAGUUAAGGACCCGCUGGAUCUGAAAAGCUCAUCGAAGAAAGGAAGCAACAAGUGUUCGGUGCUUUAAUGUGGCGGAAGUGGCCGUCGGGCCCCAGUCAGACUAUGGGGAAAGCCAAACGCCUCUGAGCGAACCCCGGGGCCCCACUGUGAAAAGAGGAAAAUCUCGGGGUCCCCCCCCUGUUUUCAGGACUAUAUUGGGGGAAUCCAAGCACCACAGGGGUGUUAUAUCUAUAGAUUCUAGUAGCAAAAUGUCCCCUGCUGGGGGCCCUGAGCAGCGACUCUGCUGCCCCCCGGUGGCGGCUGCCGGAACCCCCUCCUACAGGGGUGAAAGGAGAAGAGCGCAGUUUCGGGGGGCAGAAGGGCCCAGAACUUUGGGAUAUUCCAUGUAUGUUCUGAUUCGCCCGUGGAAAGGCAACGCUAACGGAAUUACGUGGGGUCCUACGAGCACGAAUUCAGGGAUUUCAUAGGAAUUAUUGUGUUUCCCAACAUUCUGUUAUUUUGCCAAAAACCACAAAAUGGCCGUUCUUAAAGGGAUACUGUCGCCAUUAUAGGCAGUUUCAUUCCAUAGAAUCAUAUUUUAUUAUAGAUAUAUAUAGUGAUAGUGGCAUUCUGCAUUUCGGCAUUUUAUUGGCUGGUGAAUCACGUGACUAGCUCUACUUCCUCUCCGGCUAAGCACAGCAGCCGCCACCUUGCUUUAUGGCUGGGCCAUUAGAAUUCAUAGCAAUAGUCUGUCUGUGAGAGAGAAUUCAGCCUUCUUCUACCAACUCUUUUUCAAAGGGGGGUCACUGACCCCGGCAGCCAAACCCUAUUGCUCUGUGAGGCUCGCUGGUUGCUAAGAUAAUUUGAGCCCUAGCAACAGUAUAUCUGACCCCGGCAGCCAAACCCUAUUGCUCUGUGAGGCUCCAGUUUUAUUGUUACUGUUACUUUUUAUCCCUUAUCUUUCUAUUCGGCCCCUCCCCUAUUCGUAUAUCAGCCUCUCGUUCAAACAGCUCGCUGGUUGCUAAGGUAAUUUGAGCCCUAGCAACAGUAUAUCUGACCCCGGCAGCCAAACCCUAUUGCUCUGUGAGGCUCCAGUUUUAUUGUUAUUGUUACUUUUUAUUCCUUAUCUUUCUAUUCAGCCCCUCCCCCUAUAUCAGUCACUCUCUCAAAUCAUUCCCUGGUUACUAAGGUACACUAGACCAUAGCAACCAAAUUCCAAACGGGAGAGCUGCGGAACAUAAAGUAAAAUAAAUUAAAAAAAAAAAAAAACAACCUGUAAUAAAAAAAAA
Molecule: messenger RNA, 1809 nt
Organism: Xenopus tropicalis (tropical clawed frog)
Lineage: Eukaryota; Metazoa; Chordata; Amphibia; Anura; Pipidae
Gene: rab13
Product: RAB13, member RAS oncogene family
Exons: 8
Coding region: 3-608 (201 amino acids)
Cellular component (GO): plasma membrane; cytoplasmic vesicle membrane; recycling endosome membrane
Molecular function (GO): GTPase activity; G protein activity; GTP binding
Source: RefSeq, marked provisional